UCCCCCAAAACUCCGGACACAGCGUUAAGCAGCACUUCCGGCGCGCGGUUGACGUCACGGAAGCGACCGAGCCAAACGCUAACAGCAAGGAAUCUUAAUUUGCAGCGAAUCCUUGAUAUCUGCCCACAUUUGGCCCCUCCAAUUGGUCUCCCCACUUCAUCUGAUGCUUCCCGCCAUCCUCCGCUGCGCUCGUCCCAUCUCCUCCGUUCUGUCCUUCCCCCGUCCUCUGUCUCAUCUCACAGCCCGCAUGGACCCCCAGCGUCCCGUGGAGGGGGCCAUCAGGGCCAAACUGACAGAUGCCUUCCAGCCGGCCCACCUGGAGGUGCACAACGAAAGCCACAUGCAUGCUGUGCCCCCCGGCUCCGAAUCCCAUUUCCGCGUCUUGGUGGUCAGCUCGCGGUUUGAGGGUGUAGCUCUGCUACAGCGCCACCGUCUGGUCAACGAGGCAUUAAAGGCAGAGCUGAAUGGUUGCGUUCACGCGUUGGCCAUUCAGGCUAAGACGCCGGAGCAGUGGGGGAGCGACCCGGCCCUGGCGAAGAGCCCUCCAUGCUUAGGGGGGUCCCGGGGAGACCACACUAUGGAGGACAAACUGAAGGCUGGUCGUUGACGAGGACGCUUCCUGUUGGACAUCAUGCGCUUGCUCUUGGACUUCUCGCUCCCAUUUUCUCAUGUAUAUUUUGAACUUAAAGAUAGGCCAAGUGGAACCUGUUUGUGGCAUUUUGACAUUCUAAUAAAAUGAU
Messenger RNA from Dunckerocampus dactyliophorus (ringed pipefish), 740 nucleotides. It is a transcript of the gene bola1, whose product is annotated as bolA family member 1. The transcript has 2 exons. Lineage: Eukaryota; Metazoa; Chordata; Actinopteri; Syngnathiformes; Syngnathidae. Gene Ontology annotation, cellular component: mitochondrion. The coding region runs from base 164 to 607 and encodes 147 amino acids. The record is from RefSeq and is a predicted model, not a curated record.